Ipomoea nil (Japanese morning glory) is the source of this 1952-nucleotide messenger RNA. RefSeq lists its product as uncharacterized. The transcript has 4 exons. Bases 58 to 1689 code for a protein of 543 amino acids. The record is from RefSeq and is a predicted model, not a curated record. NCBI's taxonomy places the organism in Eukaryota, Viridiplantae, Streptophyta, Magnoliopsida, Solanales, Convolvulaceae.
AGCCAAGAAAUUAAGUAAAACAUGCUCUCUGAGCCUCCCUUGUAGAGCUGAAGAGCUAUGGCGGGUGCCCUGGGCACCUCUCUUUCUCUUCUCCUUCCUUCCACUCCCAUUUCAAGAAAACAUCUUUCGCUAAAAUCCUCGCUGUCAGCCUCAAACCAGAGAAAACCCACCAAGAGAAAGAAUUAUCUUCGCGAAAAGAUUCUCAAAACCCUUACAAAACCUCACCCCAAUUUUCCCCUUCCCGUUCCCAUUGAAACACCCCCCACCAUAGACCCCUUAGCACCCUCUGAAUCCCCAUUGGAGCGAAUUCCAGUAUACCCUUCCGUUGAAGUCGCCGGUGAGGAGCCCAAGGAGUCGGAAGUACAAGAAGUACAAGUGGCUCAAGUUUCUGAACCUCGCUUAGUAAACCACGGUAAAAGUUCUGCCUUGAAACUUUUUUCAUGGCUAGUUGCGGCCGUUAUUGUUCCUACCAUUUAUGUUAGGGUGUUCGGGUCAGCUGGUUUUGAUAGUAAAAAGGGGAACUUUGGUAGGAAAAAUGAAAAAGAUGAGAUCUUGGAAAUUGGUGGGGUUGGGAACAGUAAGUCCAAGCUGAAACUUUUCUCGAAUGGAAGUGAAAAUGGCUGGACUGGACUUGUGGAUGAGGCUGAAAUGGAGAGGAAUAUUGAGGAAGUUAAGAUGAUGGCAAGGGAGGCUAGAGCAAUGGAAAGGAUUGAGGCUGCAAAGAGUAGUGCAAGUGAUUCUGGCGAUGGCUACGAAGAUGAUGAUAGCUCUGUUAGUAAUGCAAUUGGGAAGCUGCCAGGAUCUUUGGUUGGUUACCUGAUGAGAAAUGGUGAAAGGAAAGGCAGGGCGAAAACUGGUGGUUUUGAUGAAAAAGAAAUGAAUGCUGCAUUGUUGUUUAAGAAAAAGCAUAAGUAUCGAAGCUUUUCUGGUAAACCAAGUGAUAAACCUACUGGUUUUACGGCUCCAGUAAAACCCAAUGGGGAAGAACAUGGACAGAGAAGACAUGUCCAAACAUCUGAGCAAGGAAAACGUAGUAAUGUUUCUCAUGGUGUAGGAAAGACCUCAGUGGAAGAAAGGGAGAAGAAUUCGGAAGGAGAGAGACAAGAGGUUGCAAAAUCUGUACACGGAACUAUAGGUGGUGUUCAGGAUGGAAGUAACCAGAGUAUAUUGGUUGAAGCUCCGAAUAACAAUGAACCUAGCAUUCCGCAGACUACUGUGGUUUCCAACAAAAGGAAUAGGUCAAAUAGAAAUCUUAGUUCAAAGGGGAAAAAAGGUACAGAGAAACAAUCAGCCAAGAAAGCUGGGAGUACAAAUUUUGAAAAAGAAACCAACUUCUGGUGGUUGAGUCUCCCUUACAUUCUAGUUGUACGCAUGCAUAUCAGUCAUGAUGGUAAAGUACAACAAAGACUAUACUCCUUAAAAAGUAGCUCCGGGGAUUUGUCUCAUAUUGUUGCUUUUGAAGAUCGUAGUGAUGCUGCCAAUUUCUGUUAUAUUUUGCAGUCCUACUUUGAAGAUUUGGAAGACUUCAGCACUGAAAUCGUGUUAUUAUCAUUCAAUGAACACGAUGAAUCAGUAAAAUCAAGUAUGGAAAAUGCAAUUGUUGUCAGGAAAGGACAACUGAAGCUUUAUGCAGGCCAACCACUUGUUGAUGUUGAGACGACCUUGCGCUCAUUUGCUGCACAGAUUUGAAAUGCCAUUACGGCCAAAGGGAAACUGGAUAUUUUUUAGCCACUUAAACAGAUGUUUGAAUACUGUUAAAAAGCUGGAGAUUUGAGAACAUCAGAUGGAUGUGGACCGGAAGAUACUAUAGAUUCAUGUUUUUCUUUGGUAAAUUGUUUAUGAAAAUCGUUAGAUACUUAGAUGUUGGAGGUACUUGAUUGUUGUACCCUUUUCUUGCGCGAUUUAUGAUCCUUUUUUUUAUAUAUUGAAGAAAUAAUGUUCACAUAAUCACA